Daldinia decipiens is the source of this 1113-nucleotide messenger RNA. RefSeq lists its product as uncharacterized. NCBI's taxonomy places the organism in Eukaryota, Fungi, Ascomycota, Sordariomycetes, Xylariales, Hypoxylaceae. The record is from RefSeq and is a predicted model, not a curated record. The transcript is spliced from 2 exons. The coding region runs from base 135 to 620 and encodes 161 amino acids.
GUCAUUUGCAAUCCUAUUAGAGCAAAUAUGUGUUGAUGGAUAUCAACAUGUACCUAUCUACUACGAAUCUUAUUCUACGUAUCUCUACACAUCAUCGACUAUAGUUCAUAUCAUACACCACCUAGGUAAUCAUCAUGAUCCAAAAGCCAACUCCCACACCUUUAACCUCACUUCGUGUCUCUCGUCACCUUAUUCCGGCGCACGGACUUAUCCCCAACACGAGCAUCCAAAACAAACCGCUAUUACACUAUCAUGAGGUUUUUCCUCCCUCAACACUUACCGCAUCUGCCAUAGAGUCACAUCUCACAUCAGUUGGCGUUGUGGAGCCUCAGUGGCGUUUUACAAUGUAUUCUGCUACUCCCUUCCACUCCACCACGCACGAACUGUUGUGCAUUAAUAACGAAAAGGCGAAGCUCUGCUUCGGCGGCGAAGGCAAUCCCGACAAGGUGGAGAAAGAGGUUAAGAAGGGCGAUGUAUUGGUCGUGCCGGCUGGUGUCGGGCAUAGGCUAUUGGAAGAUCUUACAGGUGGAUUUGAGAUGGUGGGUUCCUACCUGAAGGGCUACAGUUGGGACAUGUGUUACGGCAAGAGGAACGAAGAGGCCAAGGUACAGGUGUAUUAAAAAUCUGCCAUGGUUCGAGAAAGAUCCGAUCUAUGGAGAUAAGGGCCCCGUGCUUGAAAAUUGAACGUUAAGAGAGCGAUAUUAUAUACCUUCGGUGGCACGGUUAUUGUCUAAACUUCCUCUUUGGGGGUCAAAGUUAUGUUGGUAUUAGUGUGGUACGAAUGGCCUCACCGUAAGUCAAAAUCACUCAACACCUGAACGAUCAAACUCAUCAAUUAGACACUCCGAUACCGAAUGCUAUGACUUAAAGGUCAAACGACUAACGGGCGAGGGACAGGGCUGUGCACAUAUCUUCAUCUCACGGGAAUCGGCAUGAGGAGAAACAACAGGAUGAUCCAAUCGCAAACUAUUGCCUCGAUAACCGUCUACGAAUAUUAACGUGUGAGGGAAUGCAAAUAUGGACGUCAAAGAUGAGGCGUCGGCAUUGAUGACCCGUGGGAGAUCUUGUGUAGCCUCUGUUACUACGAGCUGAUCAAAAUGGAGGGUAUUAAAA